AUGGAUAGCGUCAAGCUGGGCGCAGCUGCUCUGGCAGGCUUCCCAAGUCUUCGCACUCUGCCGCACACUGCGAAUCUCGGCUUCCACGGGGUUAGUGUUUUCCAACAGGAGAGCAGAAAUGAGAGCGCGAUUGUCACGCUCAGUGAUGGAGAGGAGAAGAACACCACCGCGCAUGCCAAAACACGACUUGGCAAGUCCGUCCACAUUGGAUACCCAUUCCUCCAGGAGGGUCGAGUGUGCAGCGUGACGGACGAGAUGUUCACUUAUCGUCUGGCGAACCCAGAAUUACCACCAACGGACCAGAACAUCAUUCAAGCUCCGCACGAGUAUAGAGGAGUCGAGGAUUGGAAGAAGAAGGCAAAUCGCAUCGAGGCGCACUACAGCAAGCGCCUUGGUAUCAUCAUUGGGACUGUGGAGAGCUUGGUGCAAAUUGAGCCACUCGUUGGCCUACGCAAGACUGAGACCGGCGCAACGAUCAAGGAAUAUGCACCAAUGCAGGGGAUUGAGCCCGACUACGCCACACAGACUGUGGUCGACGAAGUCAUCAGCGAGGACCAACGUUUCUUGGAGAAGGCAGCCCUGCCAAUCCAGGAAGAGUUCCCGGUCGGCACCCGCGCCUUCUUCCUCGGCGACAUGGCUUAUGGUCGACCUUUGGAGGUGACCAACCACAUUGCUGGUGGUGAUGGUGCCGACAAGGCUGAGAUUUGGGUAUCACAGCUCGCCGUGCGCGAGCCCGAGUUCGGUAUCGACAUUGCUCGUUCGGCUGAGAGCAGAAACCCAUACACCCCGUCCUAUGUCGUGGCAAGACAGCUGCAGCUCCACCCACUCGUGUUGUCGAAGCUGACAUCUGCCUUCAACGUGACUUCUUCAGGCCUCAAGCUGAAUCUCGGCUUGAACCUCAAAUUCGAGGCGAAGAAGUUGAAGGUGCUGGGUUACAGCCGCAAGUCGGCCAACGGAUGGGAGUACUCUCCCAAAGCUGUUGAUCUCCUGAGACAGUACAUGAUC
Messenger RNA from Zymoseptoria tritici IPO323, 1005 nucleotides. RefSeq lists its product as uncharacterized. Lineage: Eukaryota; Fungi; Ascomycota; Dothideomycetes; Mycosphaerellales; Mycosphaerellaceae. The annotation marks the transcript as partial. The record is from RefSeq and is a predicted model, not a curated record. The transcript has a single exon.